Cooperia oncophora is the source of this 414-nucleotide messenger RNA. NCBI's taxonomy places the organism in Eukaryota, Metazoa, Nematoda, Chromadorea, Rhabditida, Trichostrongylidae. The record is from the annotation of a GenBank genome assembly.
AUGCCUCCACCCAAAGGAAGUGGUCAGCGAGGUGGUUGGCGAACCUCUCAAAAACAGCAGCGAGAACUGGACGCGAAAAUGCACCAAACACUUCGCACCCUUAUGUUCGCGGCAUAUGAACGAGAGGAAGCGGAGCGGCAAGGUAAUCAGAAUGAUGCGCACAUAGUGAAAGAUGAAGAUGAACUGGCGGAUGAGUGUGAUCUGGACCUGGAACCGCGUUUGGAAAUGAAGCCUGUUAGACAUCCGGUGCCAGUGGAACCUGAACCUCAACCAGAAGCUGACCGCAUAGCUGCCUCUGAGCCGUCUCUGCAGCCUACAGCGCAACAAAAAGGAGACUUGUUGGACGACGGCUAUCAGAAUGAAGGACUGUUUGAUGACGAGGAGCUUUUCGACAUGCCUGAAGAGAAGGUCCAG